GCCGCCGGAGCCGCCUCAGUGCGGGCGGCGCGGGCGGACCCGCUGGAUCAUGGCUGAGCAGCGGCAGGAUAAGGGGGCGUUGAUCAGCGAGACCCGGCGGCGUUUCCAGGCGGAGUACCUGCCAGAUAAAUCAGAUAAAUACGAUUCUAGAGAUGUGGAAAGACUUCAGCAAGAUGAUAAAUGGGUUGAAAACUACUUGAUUUGGCGUCAUGAUGUUGUGGAUGAUACAUUGAAGAUGAUUGAUGAAAGCUUUCAAUGGAGGAAAGAAUACACAGUUAAUGACUUGUCAGAAUCUGUCCUUCCAAAAUGGUUAUUUGAAAUUGGUGCUCUCUUUCUGCAUGGAUACGAUAAAGAGGGCUAUAAGUUAUUUUGGUUCAAAGUGAAACAUCAUACAAGAGAUCCUAAACAGCAACUUGACAAAAAGAAACUGGUCGCUUUUUGGUUGGAACAUUAUGCCAAGAGAGAUCAUGGAAAGCCCUUGACAGUGGUAUUUGACAUGGCUGAAACUGGAAUCAGUCACAUAGACUUGGAUUUUGUCCGGUUUAUUGUCAACUGUUUUACAGAUUAUUACCCAAACUUUCUCACAAAGAUAGUAAUAUUUGAAAUGCCUUGGAUAAUGAAUGCUGCUUUUAAAAUUGUGAAGGGUUGGCUUGGCCCAGAUGCAAUAAGCAUGUUAAAAUUCACAAACAAGAAUGACGUACAGGAGUACAUCAGUGGAGAGUAUCUGCCACCUCACAUGGGUGGAACUGAUUCUUUCAAGUACAGUUAUCCUCCAUUGGUUGAUGAUGAUUUUCAAACUCCUUUAUGUGAAAAUGGGCCCAUUACAAGUGAAGAUGAACAUGAAAGUAAAGAAGAGAUAGAGGCAGACACCAGGGAGGCUGGGGAGCUGAAUGAAACACAAAACCUUAAUCAGAAAAAGAUGAAUUCUAUAGAACAAAUUUCCAAAUCAGAGGACACUGACAAAACAGAGGUCAAACCAAAAAAUGCAAAGAAAGCAUUAACCACUUUUAAAGGACCUUUAUUGCAUAUCAGCCCAGCAGAAGAGCUAUACUUUGGAUCCAAAGAAACUGGAGAGAAAAAAUGUUUAAUAGUUCUCACAAAUGUCACUAAAAAUGUAGUGGCUUUUAAGGUGAGAACAACUGCACCUGAAAAAUACAGGGUUAAACCCAGUAACAGCAGCUGUGAGCCUGGCACAUCAUUAGAUAUAAUAGUUUCUCUUCAUGGUGGUUUUGCAGCUUCUUUACAGGAUCGUUUCCUUAUAAUGGCAGCAGAAAUGGACCAGUCUUCUGGAGCAGGUGUGCCAGAACUGACUCAGUUUUGGAAAGAAGUCCCUAGGACCAAAGUGAUGGAACAUAGGCUCAGGUGUCACGUCAUAGAAAGUAGUAAGCCCUCUUCUCUGACGUUAAAAGACAAUGCAUUUAUUAUUCCAGCAAAAACUAAUGAAGAUUUACAUAUACAGCUAACUCAUUUACUGCAGAUUAAUAAAAGACUUGAGGAGCAGAUGAAUCGCUGCCUCUGGUUCCAGCAGCUGUCAGUUGUUUUAUCACUGCUAUCAGUUACUGUUGCUGCCUUCUGCUUCUACCUGGCAUCUGCCCAGAGAAGCUAAAAAGAAUUGCUGUGCCCUGGAUGUGCUGCUGCCUAUCAUGGCUCGUUGGAGUCAAAAAGAUUGCAGUGCUGCACUUGGAUUCUGGAACUGCCAAAAUGAGGUUUGUGAGCCUACAGCAAUGAACAAGAAACAGUUUACUGGGGAAAAAAAAAAAAAAGACAGAAGAAAUGAAUGACCAGCAAAAAAAAAUUACUGAAAUUAUUGUCUAAGUUGACACUUACACUAGGGCAUGAGGAAGAUGUUGAAGCUAGGACCUAUUUUUACUGUACAACUCAAUAAAAGCUACCGAACUGGAAGGAGGAAACCAAAUACAACAUUAUUUAAGACUGUUGUGCUUUUUUUUUCUCUAUUCAACUGCUUUAGAUACAAUAUUUCAUUAUUUUUUGUCAUAUUCAUUCUUACAUUCUGAUUCACUCCCAUAGAAGAUGCAAGCAGUCAAAUUAAUGUAUUCCAAGGUUAAUCUGUUCAUUCCAGGAAAAUUUACAGAAAUUAUGUGGUACAGGUGGAUUUUUUUAUGUAAUCAGUGUAUGUAUAUACACAUAAAUGAAGAUAUUCGUUGUCAGUAAUUACUUUGAUAAUUCAGACUCAUUGUUCUCAUUGGCUCACAUUUCUUACUGAGUAACACGCACAAAACAAGACACUAUUCCUGUUCUCUUUUUUUUUUUUUGAAAGCAACUUGUAUUCAAAUUACAGAGGGAGUGUGGGAGCUGACUUCUUUACUGUGAUGGCCUAUUAUUGGUUCAUAAAAAGGCUGUUAAAUAAUCAGUGUAAGAACUUACUCUGAGCUGUGCAAUACAGUUAAAUUACAUAUGAAAUUAUGGAAAAAAGGCAAAUCAAAUCAGGAAGAUUAAAUACACUUGAAGACAGCAUAAAAGUAUUAUAUCUGGCAUUUCACAGAAAUUGUUGUGGAAAUGGUGCAUAAAGCUAGAAAGAACUUUGCUAACAAGGAUUCUUUGUACUCAUUGCUGUAAAUAUGUAUAUUAAAAUGAUGAAAACUUAAAAGGAGACUGAUGGCAUCUUUCAUACAUUUAAAAUUUUCACUCUUUAGGAGAUUUAAAAUAAUUAUGAUGCUUGAAUUAUUUUUUUGCUACAAAUUUGCUUUGUAACAGAUUUAUUGGUUUUGUCUGCUGACUUCAAUAGAUGAGAAGUGAUUAUUAAGGAAAAAUAAAGGUCAUACUCUGC
Molecule: messenger RNA, 2788 nt
Organism: Lonchura striata (white-rumped munia)
Lineage: Eukaryota; Metazoa; Chordata; Aves; Passeriformes; Estrildidae
Gene: MOSPD2
Product: motile sperm domain containing 2
Cellular component (GO): endomembrane system; endoplasmic reticulum-endosome membrane contact site
Source: RefSeq, a predicted model, not a curated record